Molecule: messenger RNA, 1746 nt
Organism: Daucus carota subsp. sativus
Lineage: Eukaryota; Viridiplantae; Streptophyta; Magnoliopsida; Apiales; Apiaceae
Product: cytochrome b561 and DOMON domain-containing protein At3g61750-like
Exons: 4
Coding region: 158-1387 (409 amino acids)
Source: RefSeq, a predicted model, not a curated record
UCUACUGUACGUUUAGCUUCAUUUUCACUACUGUACUCAAUCUGUCCAGAAUAUCGAUCUUGACAUAAACAUCUUUAUUUUGAUAUCUGAAGUAUUUGUUAUAAUGAAGAAAUAUUGUGCCUAGGGCUUAGCAUCUCAACGUUGCUCUCUCGUUUAAAUGGCAGCGCUGAUUUAUUCAAGCCUGAUCACUUAUGCAUUGCUAAAUUUGGUAUUAGUGUUUGUUCUUGCCUCCUGGGGACCGAAUAGUGUUGUGAGAGCAGAGGAGAACAGUAACGGUGUUAAUGCAGCAACAGGAGGUGGAGGGCUUUGCAACAUCAAUUUGAGCGCCUUUCUUCCUCUUCCAUACAGUAAUUUGCCAAACAUGAUCUGCAAACCUGUUUGGAAUACAUUUGUACUCCGAUACUCCAAGGCAAAAGAUGAUACAUUGACAAUUGUAUUAUCUGCUACAUACACUUCUGGAUGGGUUGGAAUCGGAUUUUCAAAAGAUGGAAUGAUGCUCAAUUCCAGUGCAAUAGUUGGAUGGCUUAGUGAAAAGGGUUUUUCAAGAAUCAAGCAAUAUUAUCUAGCUGGAUUUACACCUUCUGAAAUUAAACCAGAUAAAGGUGAAUUGCCAUUAACAAAUGUUCCACCAUUUGUGACUGUUAAUGGGGCAACAAUUUACUUGGCAUUUCAGCUCCACAUAGCUGACUCAUCUGCUCUAUCCAGACAAGCAAUUCUGUUGGCUUUUGGUUCCAGAUAUCCACUCCACCAUCGCCUAACUCUUCAUAACGACAAAACAGUCGUAUACACGGACUUCUCUGAAGGUAAACAAGACUCGGGGCCCAUUUCCGCUGUGCCUACUAACAUUUUUCAUACACGAAAGACCCAUGGAGUAUUGGCCUUGCUUGGCUGGGGUCUAGUUCUCCCGGCAGGUGCAAUUACUGCAAGAUACCUUAGGCACAAGGAUCCUUUAUGGUAUUAUCUUCAUGUAGCCCUUCAGUUCACUGGAUUUCUUAUCGUAGUUGCUGCUGUUGCUGUUGGAAGGUUACUAUACGGAAGACUUCACGCAAGUAUACCAGCACAUAGAGGCAUUGGAUUCUUUACACUUGUCCUCAGUAUCCUCCAGGUGUUGGCAUUCUUUGUAAGACCCCACGUCGACAGCAAGAACCGCAGGUUCUGGAAUCUGUACCAUCACUGGUUUGGUAGGAUUGCUCUUUUCUUUGGAGCAGUGAAUAUAGUUUUGGGAAUUCAUUAUGCAGAUGCAGGAAAUGAAUGGAAAAUAGGCUACGGAUUUCUUCUAGGCACAGUUAUAUUCUCAUGUAUUGUACUAGAAGCUUUAUUGAGGAUAAGAAGGUCGCGUAAAUCGCCUGUCCCUCCCCCUGCAGAAUUUGAAAUCAAUUCGUUUUAGCACAAAACAGAGUGUAUUUCAGUUAUGUCAUGUUGCAUAUGUUGUGAAAACAAUGGAAUUUUGAAGCUAGGAAUAUAAAUUUUGCUUGCGGAGGAAACAUAUUUGUGGUGUGCUUUUAUACAUUAAGGGGUCUUUCGAUUGAGAUUUUAGAAGAUUUUUUUUUCAUUCUUGAAAUCUGAGGGUGUUCAAUUGAAAUUGUUUAAAAUCUUGAGAUAUUCAAUUGUAAAAUAGCAAGAUGAAAUACUUGGUGCUAAAUAUAGAACCAAGUAUAGAUGGUGCUAUAAUUGGCACAUAAGCAUGCAAGUGACAAAAUGUAUUAAUAAAAUAAUAGUGACAAAUAUAUUUAUGUACUUUAAGAU